UUUAAAGUAGAGACACUAAAUACUGAUAUUAUAUACACCUGAAAAGGAGCAGGAGAGGACUCUUUAAGUAAAAAGGGAGACUGAGCUUGAGAUAGUGAUGGAGUCAUGAGAGAAGGUUGGGAUGGUCGUUACUUUCAAAAUGCACUUGUGGUCAGAAAGAGAGUCAUGUGAUACGUUUCUCAUUAUUGAACAAUAACCCAGUAAAUCCACAACAUACAUUAUGAUCAUUUCACGCUCAAUGGUUGCCCCUUUUUUUCUUUUGAUGUUGUUGUUUUCCCAGUAGACUUGUGUAGUAAGUAUAGAUGUUAUAGUGGUUGGAUGGGGGAAGUGUGUACAGAAGCAACAUGGGAAAGUGGCAAUGUUAAGCAUAUUAAAAACAGACAGACGAGUGUGUGGUUUUGCACUAAUGUCCCAAUGAAUCACGGACAUUAAAAAACAAAAAUGUAAUACAUUUCAAAUAGAGGUAAGGCCACUACCCACAGAACGAGCAGUUUGACAACCCCAGCAACAUUACCAUAUCUAAAACGGGAGAAUAAAAUGAUGGCAAAGUGAAAAACAAAAAGCAGAUUUUCUUGUCGGCCUGGAUUAUUAAACACUCAGGUGUGUUCGGACUCACUUCCAGAAAACCCUUCAAAGAGGUUUGUUAUUGAAUGUUUGGAGGAACACAACAGGGCGCGGUCAUCCGUCAAUCCACCUGCACGUGACAUGCUGUUCAUGACGUGGGACGAGGGUCUUGCCAUCACUGCAGCAGCGUGGGCGAGGAACUGUUUGUUUGUACACAACGUACACCUCGAAGAUGUCCGCCGUGUGCAUCCUACCUUCUCCUCUGUGGGAGAAAACCUCUGGGCUGGAUCCCCAGCGUCACAUUUCAACGUGACGACAGCGAUCAAAAGUUGGGUGGAUGAAGUACACAAAUACGACUUCGACCAAAACAGAUGCUCAGGCGUCUGUGGCCACUACACACAGGUUGUGUGGGCGAGCAGCUACAAGGUUGGCUGUGCCGUGCAGCUGUGCCCGAACGGAGUCGAACGCACAAGCUUUGCUUCUAGAGAGGGGGCUAUCUUUGUGUGCAACUAUGCUACUAGAAAACCCUUCAAAGAGGUUUGUUAUUGAAUGUUUGGAGGAACACAACAGGGCGCGGUCAUCCAUCAAUCCACCUGCACGUGACAUGCGGUUCAUGGUAGGCAUCAUUGGUAUUUAAUCAUCAUCUUUCUCACACGGAUGACUAACUGACAGACGUGCAGUGAUUAAAUGAAUUCAUCGACACCUGUUAUGACCUGGCUCAAAAGGCCACAACAAAGAGGAGACACACCAUAUCAACGGUUUAACAAAAUAUGUUCAUUAAAGCAAGUGGUUCAAAUUAGCCAAAUGAAUUAAGUGCAAAACAAGUAAAGCAUGAGGUGUGGAUGUCAGUGAUAUCAGUAGUGUAAAUGCAGGGUGAGGCUUGCAUGGACAUGUAUGAGUGUGAGAGUGUUGCAAGUGCACAAAGUAUAGCAACUGAAGAAACUCAUAGCAUACUCAACCGAAACCAGGUGCCUGUAGGGGAGAGCAGAGGGAAGACAGAGGCCGUUUCUCAAUCGCGAGGAUGCUGGCUUGGUAGCACAGCCGAGCCGAGCAUCUUGCUUCAGAAGCAA
Molecule: messenger RNA, 1634 nt
Organism: Trematomus bernacchii (emerald rockcod)
Lineage: Eukaryota; Metazoa; Chordata; Actinopteri; Perciformes; Nototheniidae
Product: glioma pathogenesis-related protein 1-like
Exons: 4
Coding region: 706-1113 (135 amino acids)
Cellular component (GO): extracellular region
Source: RefSeq, a predicted model, not a curated record